AUAAAAUCAGAUUCAAUGAGCAGUUGUGGAUAGUACGAAUCCGAGAUCCGCCCGUGGUUAGUGAAGUCGCUAAAUAUCCUCCUCCUGUGGAUUUAAUAAAAAAAUUGAAGAAAAAUGAAGUUUGCUUUUGCCUUGUGCCUGGUCCUGGCCAGCAGCUGUUUGGCUUUGGUUCCAAAGCAUCCCGCUGACCUGGCCUCCAUGUUGGCUCGCCAGCAGUUUGCCGUCCGCAGUCUGAUGGCCGCCCCCUCCAUCGGAGACAACGCCCAGGCCGACGAUUGCUUCAACAACUACAUGGUUGAACAGACCAACGUGAUCAUGGGCUACAACAAGCAGUACACCGGAUGCAUAUCCGCCGCUGAUCAGUCCCGGAGUGACCUCACCGAGCAGAGCGCUGCGGAGCGGAGUGACCUUUUGGAUCGCACCAACAAAAUGUGCAGCGAUUUGUCGGUCUGCGAAGCUCAAUCCGAUGGCUUGGAUUUCUUUGAUUGUUACCGCGACGCUUCCACCAACAGCUACAAGACCAUGUUCACUCUGAACAGUGAUUCCAACCUGGACUACAACCGUAUUAAUGCUGCCUACGCCCAAGUGGACAGCGUCCUGAAUGCCUGUGUGGAUGAAGCUCGAAUGGACUAUGCUCACGAAAUGGACAGUUGCGAUGCCAACUUGACUAUUUGCUUGAACGGCGGUGCGGCCCCUACUGAAGCUCCUACCGCUGCUCCCACUGCAGCUCCUACUGCUGAAGUUCCCACCGCUGCUCCCACAGCUGCUCCUACUGCUGGACCAACUGAAGUUCCCACCGCUGCUCCUACUGCUGGACCAACCGAAGUUCCCACCGCUGCUCCCACAGGUGCUCCUACUGAUGGACCAACCGAAGUUCCCACCGCUGCUCCCACUGGUGCUCCUACUGCAGGACCAACCGAAGUUCCCACCGCUGCUCCCACUGCAGCUCCUACUGCUGGACCAACCGAAGUUCCCACCGCUGCUUCCACAGCUGCUCCCACUGCUGGACCAACCGAAGUUCCCACCGCUGCUCCUACUGCUGGACCAUCCGAAGCUCCAACCGCCGCUCCUACCGCUGUUCCCACUGCAGAUCCUACCGCUGCGCCCACUGCAGCUCCCACCGCCGUCCCGACCAACGCUCCUGCCGUUGAUCCUACCACUGAGCGUCCCCCCGAGGAGGACCUCGGACGCUCCCUUCCUGUGGCUCAGAAGGGCAUUUGGGACAUGUUGAAGCGCUUUGUUUAAGAACGUGUCACGAAGCUUUUUUUUAUUUAUUGCAAUCAAUUAUAAAUUUUAGGGGCACUUCGAAAGCUCAAUAAAAGCCAAUGCCUUUAAA
Molecule: messenger RNA, 1336 nt
Organism: Drosophila ananassae
Lineage: Eukaryota; Metazoa; Arthropoda; Insecta; Diptera; Drosophilidae
Exons: 2
Coding region: 115-1245 (376 amino acids)
Source: RefSeq, a predicted model, not a curated record